Molecule: messenger RNA, 1842 nt
Organism: Thermochaetoides thermophila DSM 1495
Lineage: Eukaryota; Fungi; Ascomycota; Sordariomycetes; Sordariales; Chaetomiaceae
Product: CoA carboxylase beta-like protein
Exons: 2
Coding region: 1-1842 (613 amino acids)
Biological process (GO): L-leucine catabolic process
Cellular component (GO): methylcrotonoyl-CoA carboxylase complex; mitochondrion
Molecular function (GO): methylcrotonoyl-CoA carboxylase activity
Source: RefSeq, a predicted model, not a curated record
AUGUCGCUCUCGACACAAUCGCGCGAGAUGCUGCGCCUCUCCCGGGCCCUGGGCCGCCAAACUGCCCGGCCCAGAUCAUCACCAACCUCGUCGGCGUCGCUGAUCGCACCCCGCACCCGCACCUACCACAACCUCCCCCAACACGCCUCCCUCAACCACACAAAACACCAAGUAUCAAACAAAAAUGGCAUCCUCGGGCUGGCCCCGACCACCAAGCGCACCGUCGCCACCUACACAGCCCCGCACCACGCCGACGCCAUCUCCAUCAUCAAGUCCAACUUGGACACCAGUUCGCCCGAGUACAAGGAGAAUGAGCGGCUGAUGGCUGAGACCAUGGCCAGGCUGGACGAGCUCACACGCAAAAUCCAGCAGGGAGGCCCGCCAAAGGCGCGCGAGAAGCACCUAGCCCGCAAGAAGAUGCUCCCCCGCGACCGGAUUACCGCCCUCAUCGACCCCGGGACGACCUUCCUGGAGCUGUCGCCUCUUGCUGGGCACGAGCUAUACCCUGAGGCGGAGGUCCCUGCGGGAGGUAUCAUUACUGGAGUCGGCGUGGUCGAGGGCGUGACGUGCAUGAUCGUCGCGAACGAUAGUACCGUGAAGGGCGGCACGUACUACCCGAUUACGGUGAAGAAGCAUUUGCGGGCGCAGGCGAUUGCACAGGAGAACAAGCUGCCGUGUAUUUAUCUGGUUGAUUCGGGCGGUGCGAACUUGCCGCAUCAGGCCGAUGUGUUCCCCGACAGAGAGCAUUUCGGAAGGAUUUUCUACAACCAGGCCCGCAUGUCAUCCCAAGGCAUCCCGCAGAUCUCGGUGGUGAUGGGCCCCUGCACGGCAGGCGGUGCCUACGUCCCCGCCAUGAGCGACGAGUCCAUCAUCGUCCAGGAUCAGGGCCACAUCUUCCUUGCGGGGCCACCCCUCGUCAAAGCCGCCACCGGCGAAGUGGUCAGUCAUGAAGAACUCGGCGGCGGAAGGAUGCACUCCUCCGUGUCUGGAGUAACAGACUACCUGGCCGUCGACGACGCCCACGCCAUCACCCUCGCCCGCCGCUGCGUCCGCAACUUGAAUUACCCCUCCACAUCCUCCACCAUCCCAUCCCAAACCUUUGAUGAACCUUUGUAUUCCCCCGCCGAACUCAACGGCCUCGCCCCAGUCAACCUUCGCAUCCCCCUCCCCAUCCACGAAGUCAUAGCCCGCAUUGUCGACGGCUCACGCUUCGCGGAAUUCAAACGUGACUAUGGCACGACGCUCGUCACGGGCUUUGCACACAUCUACGGCCACCGCGUCGGCAUCCUGGCCAACAACGGUAUCUUGUUCAGCAGCUCUGCGUUGAAGGGCGCACACUUCAUUGAGCUGUGCGCGCAGCGCGGAAUUCCGCUGGUCUUUUUGCAGAAUAUUUCGGGGUUCAUGGUCGGACGGGAUGCCGAGAGGGAGGGGAUUGCCAAGAAUGGAGCGAAGCUGGUGACGGCGGUGGCGUGUGCGGAUGUGCCGAAAUUUACGGUCGUUGUCGGAGGCAGUUACGGGGCAGGCAACUAUGGGAUGUGUGGGCGGGCGUAUAGCCCGAGGUUCUUGUGGAUGUGGCCGAAUGCUAGGAUUGCUGUGAUGGGGAGCGAGCAGCUCGCGAGUGUCAUGGAGACGGUUGGGUCAGGGAAAGGGGAGAAUGGCGGGUUGAGGGAGAGGAUUGAGAAGGAGAGUGAGGCAGUUUAUUCUUCGGCUAGGUUAUGGGACGACGGCGUCAUCCCUCCGGCGCACACACGCAGGUACCUCGGCCUGGCCCUCAACGCUGCCAUGGGCGGCCGCAACGCGGUUGAGCCGGGCCAGACUAAGUUUGGCGUUUUCAGAAUGUAG